UGUAUCACCAAAACACCGGUGUAAAUGCAGCAAACACUGCCCCUUAGCGUUUGAGAAAAAACUCCCUGUUCUACUGGGCUUGCGCAGCUGUAAGUCGGACAAGAUGGCGACGAGCAAUGGUGGUGGAAUGGAAGUGGAUGGGGCAGCCAGCCCCAGUGUUAUGGUCUCUGGGGUCACCGGCAGUGUCUCUGUUGCCUUGCAUCCUCUCGUCAUCCUCAACAUCUCAGACCACUGGAUUCGCAUCCGCUCCCAGGAGGGGCGGCCCAUGCAGGUGAUCGGCGCGUUAAUCGGGAAGCAGGAGGGUAGAAACAUUGAGGUGAUGAACUCCUUUGAGCUGCUUCAUCAAUUGGUAGAUGACCGAGCACACAUUGACAAGGAGUAUUACUACACCAAGGAGGAGCAGUUCAAACAGGUCUUCAAGGACAUGGAAUUCCUGGGCUGGUAUACCACAGGUGGUCCUUGUGACCAAUCAGACAUCCACAUUCACAAGCAGGUGUGUGAGAUAAUUGAGAGUCCUCUCUUCCUCAAGCUCAACCCGAUGACCAAACACACAGAUCUCCCUGUCAGUGUGUAUGAGUCUGUCAUCGACAUCAUCAGUGGAGAGGCGACCAUGUUGUUUGCUGAGCUGGGGUACACUCUGGCCACAGAAGAGGCGGAGCGAAUUGGAGUGGAUCACGUGGCUCGCAUGACAGCCACAGGCACGGGGGAGAAUUCAACAGUGGCCGAACAUCUCAUAGCACAACACAGUGCAAUUAAGAUGCUCCACAGCAGGGUGAAAGUCAUCUUGGAAUAUGUCAAAGCAGUGGAAGCAGGAGAGGUGCCAUUUAACCACGAGAUCCUCAGAGAAGCCAAUGCCCUGUGCCAUAGACUGCCUGUUCUCAGCACCAUCAAAUUCAAGACUGACUUCUAUGAUCAAUGCAAUGACGUGGGCCUCAUGGCUUACCUAGGUACCAUCACUAAGACCUGCAACAGCAUGAACCAGUUCAUCAACAAGUUCAACGUCUUGUACGAUAGACAGGGCAUCGGCCGGAGGAUGAGAGGACUGUUCUUUUGAGUGACACAGAAAGAGUGAAUGGAGGAAGAGAUGGAGAGGUCACAAGCACUGCUUUUCCAUUUGUUUGUCUGUAUUUUAUGUUAAGUAACACUUGUGACACACACACACUCAGAUACCAGUGAAUGUUGUUCUCAUCAAACCAGUUUGUUUUCAAAGGUAGCAAAUGCUAGAAGUGUCUCAAAGGCCUCCUGUCUAUACCAUAAAAUCACACACACACAAACAGGAAGAAGGAAACCGUGUACAAAAUCACUCACAUUUUCACUCGCACUUUGACAUUUGUGAGUAUGCACAUUAAUGAAUUCAUGUACGUGAACAGAAAAUACAAUUUCCCCUUUUUCUUUGUUUUGUUGUUCCAUGUUUCUGUAAGUAAUAAAUAAUCUGCUGAUUUUU
Messenger RNA from Salmo salar (Atlantic salmon), 1444 nucleotides. RefSeq names its product COP9 signalosome subunit 6 (gene cops6). NCBI's taxonomy places the organism in Eukaryota, Metazoa, Chordata, Actinopteri, Salmoniformes, Salmonidae. Gene Ontology annotation, biological process: protein deneddylation. Gene Ontology annotation, molecular function: protein binding; metallopeptidase activity. Gene Ontology annotation, cellular component: COP9 signalosome. The record is from RefSeq and is a predicted model, not a curated record.